AGAGGAUACCAGGGACCCCAGAUGACUUAGUUCUGAGCGGCUCCAGACAGCAGGAAAGGCCCGGAGGGUGGGGUCCCCGGAAGGGGGGCGGAUCAGAGUCCAGGAGAAGAGCCUAACUCAUGAGGCGAGAUCGCUCCGUGUUGAGCUCCGGGAUUUGGUGAAUGGAUGGAGCUUUGCCACACUGAAGCCGUGUAAACACAAACCCUUGCCCGCUGGUUUGGAAGGUUGCAUUGGUGCUGAGGUGGGGGAAGGAUACCAGCUUCCCGCAGCGCUACACUGAUCCAACACAGAAUGUCAGGAACCCCCUUCCCACCUGUGCCUUGAGGCUGGAUGCCCAGAAAUGCACCAGGCGUGGCUGAGAGCUUGGCUCCAGUGGACUCCCUGGACCUUACUGGUCCUUGCCUUGCAAGAUAGGUCCCGCCCUGACCACAGCUGCCCCUCAGGAGACUGGCCUGGAGCUACGGACGGGCCACUGGGCUGCUUGUCAAGGGUGGGGCAGCGGCGACUUGCCACCUCGCCUCGUCAGCCCGGCCCGGGGCUCCACCUGGCACUCAGCGCGCCCACGGCUCUUACUACGGAGAGAGCUGCAGGAGGAGCCCCGGUGUGGCAGGACCCCGGAGACCGGGAUCCAGAAGAAACCGCAGGAGAGACCAGUCAAGGUUCUGAAAAGACUCGAAGAAAUUGACAGAUCUGGAUGGCCACCCGCGACAGGAGAGUGGUCUCCAGACCCCGGGGGCCUGGCUGGGGGCACCAGGGGAGCGGGGACUUCCUGGGCUCCCUGGACGACCUGCCGUGUGAGGGGACCCAGGAGCUGGCACUGGCACAGCUGACCAUGCUGAGGAAGGCACAGGAGUUCUUCCAGACCUGUGAUGCCGAGGGCAAGGGCUUCAUCGCCAGGAGGGAUAUGCAGGGGCUCCAUAAGGAGCUGCCCCUCAGCCUGGAGGACCUGGAGGAUGUGUUUGAUGCCCUGGAUGCUGACGGCAAUGGCUUUCUGACCCCAGCGGAGUUCACCGCUGGAUUUAGUCACUUCUUCUUCAGCCAGAAUAAGGCAAGUCAGGAAGAUACUGGUGAGCACCCGGCCCAGCUCCAGGAAGAGAAGGUGUAUCAGACCAGAGGGGAUGAGGAGCUGAGUGACAUGGACAAAGAUGAGGAAGCCCAGUUCCAGACGCUGAUGGACAGGCUUGGAGCCCAAAAGGUUUUGGAAGAUGAAAAUGACGUCAAGCAACUCUGGCUGCAGCUGAAGAAGGAUGAGCCUCACUUACUGUCCAACUUUGAGGAUUUCCUGACCAGAAUCUUCUCGCAGCUCCUAGAAGCCCACGAGGAGAAGGACGAGCUGGAGUGCGCCCUGAAAAAGAAAAUUGCUGCCUACGAUGAAGAAAUCCAGCACCUCUAUGAGGAGAUGGAACAGCAAAUCAAAAGUGAGAGAGAGCAGUUUCUCCUGAAAGACACGAAGAGGCUCCAGGUCUGCAGUCAGGAGCUGGAACAGAGGCUGUUCUCCAAGGAGCAGGAGCUGGAGCAGCUCAUUCAGAAGCAGAGGCGGCUGGAAGGCCAGUGCACCGCCCUGCACGACGACAAGCACGAAACCAAGGCUGAGAACACCAAGCUGAAGCUCACCAACCAGGAGCUGGCCCGGGAGUUGGAGCGGACGUCCUGGGAGCUGCAGGACGCCCAGCAGCAGCUGGAAAGCCUCCAGCAAGAGGCCCGAAAACUUCACCAGGAGAAGGAGAUGGAAGUGUACCGCGUCACGGAGAGUCUGCAGCGGGAGAAGUCAGGGCUCCUGAAACAGCUGGAUUUCCUAAGGGAAAGGAACAAGCAUCUUCGGGAUGAACGGGACAUAUGUUUUCAGAAAGACAAGGCAACCAAGGCAAACACAGCUGCUUCCAAGGCGAGCCAGAAGCAGCGAUCUGGCUCUGUGAUCGGCCAGUACGUGGAUGGCAGAGGGGUGCGCAGAAGCCAGUCAGAGGAGGAAGAAGAAGUGUUUGGCAUCCUGAGGAGGAGAAGCUCCCUGGGCCUGAGUGGGUACCCGCUUACAGAAGAGGGGCCAGGGACCGGGGGUCUGGGCCCCCGGCCGCUCCGCAGAAUCAUCUCCAUUGAAGAGGACCCGCUGCCCCAGCUGCUGGGGGGCGGCUUUGAGCAGCCACUGGGCAAAUGCCCGGAAGAAGGGGAGGCCUCCGACCAGGGAGUGGAGGGACAAAUCGGGCCGUCCCGACCUCUGGGACUCACGCCUGCGUCUCCCCGAGGGCAGCCCGUCGGAAAAGAAACCCUGUCUAAGGAGGAAGGUUCUGUGUCCACCCCAGACCGGCUCUUCAAGAUCGUGUUUGUGGGCAAUUCCUCCGUGGGGAAGACGUCCUUCCUGAGCCGGUUCUGCGACGGCAGUUUCUCCCCGGGUUCAGCGGCCACCGUGGGCAUCGAUUACCGCGUGAAGACCGUGAGCGUGGACGGCUCGCGGGUGGCCCUGCAGCUGUGGGACACGGCGGGGCAGGAGAGGUAUCGCUGCAUCACCCGGCAGUUCUUCCGCAAGGCCGACGGCGUCGUCGUCAUGUACGAUCUCACAGCCAGACAGUCCUUCGUGGCCGUGCGGCCGUGGCUGAGCAGCGUGGAGGAAGCUGUGGGAGACCGCAUUCCCCUUCUUCUGCUGGGCAACAAAGUUGACAACGAGAAAGAGCGGGAAGUGCCGCGGGGCCUGGGAGAGCAGCUGGCCAAGAAGCACAACCUGAUCUUCUACGAAUGCAGUGCCUAUUCCGGUCACAACACCCAAGAGUCCGUGCUCCAUCUGGCCAGGAUCCUCAAGGAACAAGAAGACACAGUGAGGGACGACACCAUUCAGAUUGACCGCCCCGCCAAGAAGAAAGCCUGCUGCGGCUGAUACAGGCCCCCUAGGACUCCCACCCAGGCCUGAGGCCACGGGGCCUACCCUGCCUCCUGCACAGAUGCCCUCACCAAGGCCCACCCAGACCUUUAUCCUUGUCAGCGAUGUCCCCCACCCCAAAGGAAGGAAAACACAGCCCGUCAGGAAAGCUGUUCUUGGAGCAUCUUGGGGUCUUUCUCCCCCUUCUCUGUCUAGACCCAGUUGCCUAUUCCUUUCUUUUUUCUCCCCCCAGCUUGGUUUCCUGGGGAAACAACAGAUGAGCUUUUCCAGAAAAGCCA
This is a messenger RNA of Balaenoptera acutorostrata (minke whale), 3147 nucleotides long. RefSeq names its product calcium release activated channel regulator 2A (gene CRACR2A). NCBI's taxonomy places the organism in Eukaryota, Metazoa, Chordata, Mammalia, Artiodactyla, Balaenopteridae. Gene Ontology annotation, molecular function: GTPase activity; calcium ion binding; GTP binding. The transcript has 20 exons. The coding region runs from base 695 to 2866 and encodes 723 amino acids. The record is from RefSeq and is a predicted model, not a curated record.